Messenger RNA from Drosophila arizonae, 5082 nucleotides. It is a transcript of the gene Tusp, whose product is annotated as WD40 superfamily protein Tusp. The record is from RefSeq and is a predicted model, not a curated record. Gene Ontology annotation, biological process: intracellular signal transduction. NCBI's taxonomy places the organism in Eukaryota, Metazoa, Arthropoda, Insecta, Diptera, Drosophilidae. Gene Ontology annotation, molecular function: protein binding.
CAGCAUGUGCGUGGCAUAAAUCAGUAGCAUCAACAAUAUUAACAAGAAGCAGCAGAAGCAGAAGCGGAAGGAGAAGGAGAAGCAGCUGCAGCGUGCAUUGUUCUAGCCAAGAAGCGGAAGCGCAAAGUGCUUUUUGGAACGGCAUAAAAUGCAUUUACACUUCGAACGGAACAUCAACACAAAAUGCGACUGCACAAUACUCUCGCUCUCGUGGAUGGGCAAGGUGCCAGAUGAUAUACCCGAGGAUGAGGGCUGGAAGCUGAACCGCACCAACUACUAUCAGGAGGGCUGGCUGGCCACGGGCAAUAUACGCGGCAUUGUGGGCGUCACAUUCACCACCUCGCACUGCCGCAAGAACAUGGACUACCCGCUGCGCACCAACUACAAUCUGCGAGGUCAUCGAUCGGACGUCAUUCUGGUCAAGUGGAAUGAGCCGUAUCAGAAGCUCGCCUCGUGCGACAGCUCUGGCAUCAUCUUUGUGUGGAUCAAGUAUGAGGGUCGCUGGUCCAUCGAGCUGAUCAACGAUCGGAAUACGCCGGUCACGCAUUUCUCCUGGUCACAUGAUGGUCGCAUGGCGCUCAUCUGCUAUCAGGAUGGCUUCGUGCUGGUCGGCUCUGUGGCCGGUCAGCGCUAUUGGUCGUCCAUGCUCAAUCUGGAGUCGACCAUCACGUGCGGCAUUUGGACGCCCGACGAUCAACAGGUGUACUUCGGCACCACCCAGGGUCAGGUGAUCGUCAUGGAUGUGCAUGGCGCGAUGGUGUCCCAGGUGCAGCUCUCUAACGAUGUGCCCAUCACGUCCAUGGCCUGGUCCUGCGAGAAGUUCAAAAUGGAGGAGGGCGAGGAAGCCGAGCCCGGUGUAACCAAUGCCGCCAAGCGCACUUUUGUGCUGGCGGUCAGCUUCCAGAAUGGAUAUAUCUAUUUGCUAAAGUCGUUUGACGACGUCUCACCCGCACAUAUCAACACCUGCCUUAAUGGCGCCCUGGGCAUGGUCAUGGAGUGGAGCAACUCGCGGGAGCUGCUCGCCGUUGCCGGCACACUGCGCAGCAAUAGCAACAGCAUGGGCCUGGAUGGCAAGCUGGAGCACGAGCUGGGCCUGGGCACGCCGGCCGGCAGCAGCUACUACAACAACCUGGUCAAGUUCUAUACGGAGUCGGGCACUUGCCUGUACCAGGCCCACAUACCCUGCAGCACGGCCACCGUGUCGGCCAUCACCUGGGGCCACAACGACAAGCGGCUGUUCAUCGCGACGGGCACUCAGGUGCACAUUGCCUGGAUCUCGCGACGCGUGGCCUCGCUGCAGCUGCUCUGCCGGCUGCAGAUCCAGGCGAGCGUUGGCUCCGAGACGCUGUUGCCGCUGCUGCCGUUGCCCUCCAGAAUCAAAUCGCUCAUUGGCAAUCUGUUUGCUCAAACCAUAAGAUGCUGUGUACCUGAUCUGAAGUCGCUGCGUGAUUUUGUGUCGCGCCCGCCGCUUUGCUCGACUCGGCUGCACUGCACCAUGAUACGGCAUGACGAUGACUCCAAUCUCAGCUCCGGCACCUGCUACACGCUCUACCUGGAGUACUUGGGCGGGCUGGUGCCGCUGCUGAAGGGCAAACGCACCUCCAAAAUACGUCCGGAAUUUGUGAUCUUCGAUCCCCAGGUUAAUGACAACUCGCUGUAUUUUCAAUACGCCGCCGAGGCCAAGAGCAGCUCCGGCUCCAGUCAAUCCACCACGACGGGCAACAGCGGACGCACCGACUCCUCGGACAGUGACUUCGAUGAGCGUUCCUCGCGCUUCGGCUCGCCUCGCACACCGCGCAAGCGUCGUGUGCGGGCCAAGCGGCGGACGCAGAACGGAGAUCGCACGGCCAGUGGCAGUGGGAGCAACACUCUGGAUCCGGACAGCCUGGACGAGCUAGCGUAUGUGGAUACGCUGCCCGAGCAGGAAGUCAAGCUGGUGGAGGUGACCUCCAAUAUCUGGGGCACCAAAUUCAAGAUCCAUGGACUUGCCAAAACCGUCCCAGCCAAUUUAGGCCAAGUAACAUAUAAGACGUCCCUACUGCAUUUGCAGCCGCGUCAGAUGACGCUGGUGAUCACGGAGCUGCGCGACGAUUUCCCCACUGGACCCGAUCCCAGCUUCAAUCCCAAUCUCUUCUCCGAGGACGAGGAGGAGCACAACUUCAAUCAUAAUCAUAAUCACAAUCAUAAUCACAGUGCGGAUGCCGCAGUGCCUCACGUGAGCGUGACGAGCGCCGCUCCGGAUGCUGCAUCAGCAGCAGCAGCUGCAGCAACAGCGGCAACAAUGGCCGCAUUGAAGCCGCCAAUUAUGCCGCAGCGUCGCCUCAACGAUGGCGCCUCGGCUCCGCCCAUUGCGCCCAUGUCGCCCCGCCCGAAUCGCAUACUGGCGCGGCAUAAGAACUCGCACGGCUUGACUGUGAAUGGGGCUGGCUCCGGCGGUGCGGUGGGGCUCAGUCCGCUGGCGCGCGCCGAGAGCUACGACGACGACUCGUCGAAUGAGUCGCAGGAGGCGGCAACAGCCGCUGCCACUGCCACCACCGUGCUGCUGCAUCAGGCGCCGCCGAGCUGCAGCUCCGCCUCGCCCUCGCCCAGCUGCAGCAAGAGCAUCACGCGUCCGAAGACCAUCAGCAGCUUCAAGAACAGCUACAGCCGCUCCAGCUCCAACUCGAGCUGCCAGUCGCGGCACGCCAUCUCGCCGCUCUACUGCGACGGCUCGGUGCCCACGCUGCAGUCGCCCAAGAACGCCGUCGCCCCGUCGGACAUCAUAUUCGAGCGACCCGCCGUGCCGGCUGCGACCACCCUGAUGUCGUACUCGAGCAAUGCGGACUACGCCAACAAUGUGGUCCAGGUGAAGAACGCGCUCAUGUCGGAGUCGAUGCGCACGGCGAACAGCCACGUGAAUCCGGUGCCCCUCAAUCUGAACUUGAACCUGGAACGCAUGGAUGCGCGUGCCGUCAAGUGCUCCACAACGAAGCGGCGCGACAUGCUCUACAUAGACGAGGAGACGCAGUCGCCCACGCCGACAACCACCGCCAACACCUCAGCAGCCUGCUCCAGCAUGAAGCGCACUCCGACUGUGGUUUCCAUAGCGCCAGCGUUGCCCGACUCCAUAACGCGCAGCUGCAGCGUCGGCUAUCUGGACUCGGUGGCCAUAACGCCCUCGGACGAGGCUCUGUCUGCUUUGCGCAAGGAUGCGCCCAACAAGCGUCUGAUCCUGGUGGACAAGCGUCGCAAUCGCCAUCGCAAGCGCCAGCAGCAGCAGGCGGACGCUCGCCGGCACAAGCUGCAGCAGACGGGCAAGUCGAAGAGCUUGGACUCCUGUGAUCUGCUCUCGCUGCAAACGAAGCUCUCCAGUAAGGAGCACGAGCAGGUGGUGCGCAAGCUCCAGGAGAUCUCCGACAGCAGCGCUUGCAGCAGCGCCGCCAACACGCUCUGCUUCAAGUGUCGCAACAACAUGAAUCCCUCCAGCGUCUGUAAACGUUGCCAGCCCUCGGUUAGUCUGGCGCUGGACGAGAUCACCACGAUGAGUGUAGAGCCCGCCAAGGAGCCAACGCCAGUUGCUGCAGCUGCAGCUACACCUGCUCCGGCAGCCGUGCCAGUCAAGGCGCCGCCCAAGAAACGCUUUGAUGUCAUCACCAGCUUCACGGACAGCCCGCUCUUCACGCGCAAGCAUCGCUUUGGGUACGGACGCAGCAAGGAUCUGGCGCCGGGCAGCAGCACUGAGAACUCCACACCGCUGCUCGCUCGCAAGCACGAGAACAGUUUCAGCUUUGUCAAGCAGCUGUCCGAGGUGCGCUGGCGCCGCAAGGAGACGCCCGUCAGCCAGCAGCAGCAGCAACAGAACCAGCAGCAGCAGCAGCAACAGCAGAGCUCCAGCAAUGCCAGCACACUGGAGCGACAGCAGUCCGAGACGAGCAGCACAGCUUGUGGCACGGUGGAGGCGACGCCCGUGGAGGCCAAGGCAUCGGUGUCGCUGCAUACGCAGGCCUUGACCACUUUGGAGAACAUCAUCAGUCGUCUGCGGGAUCUGGAUGAGGGCCGCUUGACGCCGCCGUCGACGCCGCAGCGCUUGCCCCGUAGCUCGCCCGCCUCGCCGGCGGCCAGCAAGAAGAACAAGCGCCAACAGAGCAACUCACCCAUUCGGCACAUACUCAACUCGCCGCUGCUGAAUCGCAGGCAGCGCAAGAAGCCGAGCAUCAUCGAGAGCUCCGACGACGAGGGCAAUCAGACGAACGGCUCGGGCGAGGAAAUGGGCGGCAGCACGGGCAACAGCAAUGGCAAACAGUAUCGCGACCUGGAGACAUUCCAAAAGGCGCAGCUGCGCCAGAAGCUGAAGCGGGGCAAGAUCGAGCCAAACGGCAGCGCCAGCUGUGCCAAUCCGGCGCCGGUGCGACGCGAGUUUGUGAUGCACAACAAGGCGCCCAUGUGGAACGAGAUGAGCCAGGUGUACCAGCUGGACUUUGGCGGACGUGUCACCCAGGAGUCGGCCAAGAACUUUCAGAUUGAGUUUCGUGGCAAGCAGGUGAUGCAAUUCGGACGCAUCGAUGGCAAUGCGUAUACCUUGGACUUUCAAUAUCCAUUUUCGGCGCUGCAGGCGUUCGCCGUGGCGCUGGCCAAUGUGACGCAGCGCCUGAAGUAAUAUACCAACUGUUGUAUUAUCGUAAAGCAUUACAGUCACAAACCCACACCCACACACACAAAUAUAUAUGUACAACUAUAUAGUACUUAUAGCACGCCGCCAGCUAAUGCCGCAGCAGCAGCAGCCGCCGAUCGCAAUUGCUUUAAUAUGCAUAUUUUUUAUACUAUACUAAAGCAGGUUAAGCAGCGCCUUGGCUUUAUCAUUUGUAAAUAUGUAUAUGUACUUAAUUGUAUUGUGGUCUUUAGGUUUCUGAAUGCCAUACAUAUUAUUGUGUAAUGUUGCAUCCCCGAGAGGAUGCGACCUAUGAACUCAUACCACCAUUUAAUUGAAGGUUUAGCAAUUUGAUAUUGGUGUGCAACAGAAAUGAAGCAGAUGAAAAACUCACAGUCCGAUCCAUUUUUGUGCAAUAUUUGUAUGACAAACUUUUUGGCUUAAGUAUAUAUAAA